Python bivittatus (Burmese python) is the source of this 960-nucleotide messenger RNA. Its product is annotated as olfactory receptor 5T17-like. The record is from RefSeq and is a predicted model, not a curated record. Lineage: Eukaryota; Metazoa; Chordata; Lepidosauria; Squamata; Pythonidae. Gene Ontology annotation, biological process: G protein-coupled receptor signaling pathway. Gene Ontology annotation, cellular component: membrane. Gene Ontology annotation, molecular function: G protein-coupled receptor activity; olfactory receptor activity.
AUGGCGGGUGGCAACCAGACCCCCCGGGGGGCGGGGUUUUUGUUUUUGGGGUUUUCUGGCAUCCCCAACGGCCGGCCCGUCCUCUUCCUGCUGUUCCUGGCCAUCUACCUCAUCACCUUGCUGGGCAACUCUCUGAUACUCGUUUUGAUCCAGCUGGAUUCGCGCCUCCACAGUCCCAUGUACUAUUUCCUCAGCCAUUUGUCCUGCUUGGACAUUUGCUAUUCCUCGGUCACCCUCCCCACCAUCCUGGUGAACUUCUUGCGCCAGCAGCCCAUCAUUUCCUAUAACGAGUGCAUGGCCCAGAUGUUCUUUCUGAUGACGUUUGCAGGAACUGAGUGCGCACUGCUGGCUGUCAUGGCCUAUGACCGCUACGCUGCCAUUUGUGAACCUUUGCACUAUUCGCAGCUCAUGAGUAGCAGGGUGCGAGUCCCUCUGGCUACUGCUUCAUGGAUCUGGGGCCUUCUCAACUCAACCAUUCACACAGCGCUGGCAACUGAUUUGGCCUUCUGUGGAACCAACGAGAUCCAUCACAUCUUCUGCGAUGUCCCCCCACUCUUGAAAAUUUCUUGCAGUGACACGUAUGUUAAUGAGAUGGCUCUUCACAUAGCAACUAUCACUGUGGGUCUGAGCCCUUUCCUCCUUGUUGUCAUUUCAUAUAUGUACAUCUUAUCUACUAUUCUGCAAAUCCAUUCUAACACCGGAAGAAGAAAGACCUUCUCCACAUGUGCUGCUCAUUUAACUGCAGUCAUUGUCUACUUUGGGAUGGCCAACGUGAACUACAACCGGCCCAGUGCAGGCUACUCUUUGGGAGUGGACACCCUGGUCUCCACCCUGUAUUGUAUCAUCACCCCCAUGCUGAACCCCCUAAUCUACAGUCUCCGAAACAAGGAGGUCAAAGGGGCCCUACAAAAACUUCUCAGCACUCAGCAGAAGGAAAGUGCAUCUCCUGGAAGGCAGUGA